AUGGAGCAACGAAGAGCCUCUGGCGACCUUCACCAAGGAGAUGAAGAGUUCGGCACUCGUACCAUUGACGAAAAGACUCAUGAUUCAACUCACGUGGAGGAUGUGAAGGGACGAGAUGUCGGCCAGAUCUGUGGACUCACCGAGGCCGAGCAGAAGAAAGUCAUCCGUCGCAUCGAUAUUCGUCUACUUCCGAUUCUAGGCAUAAUGUACUCGAUUUCCCUCAUCGAUCGAACGAAUCUCGGCCUUGCCUUGGUUGCGGGCAUGCAGGAAGAUCUGGGGCUGGCUGUGGGAAAUAGAUACACUGUCAUUGUGAUGGUAUUCUUUGUUGCAUAUAUUCUCUUCGAAAUACCCAGUAAUCUCGUAUUGCCAAAGGCAGGACCCGCAAACUGGCUUUCGUUCCUCGGUGUAGGCUUUGGCGUGGUCCUGAUCGGAAUGGGCUUCACCAAGAGCUGGGGUGCUAUGGCAGUCUGUCGAGCUCUUUUGGGAAUAUUGGAAGCAGGCUUUCUACCAGGUUGCACCUAUUUGAUUACUUGCUGGUAUACACGCUUUGAAGUGGGGAAAAGACUUUCUGGUUUUUGGAUCCUUUCUGUCCUUGCUAGCGGUUUCUCUGCAAUCUUUGCAUAUGUCCUGACUCUUCUCCGUGGAAAGAGUGGACUGAACGGCUGGAGCUGGAUCUUCAUCAUCGAGGGCGCAAUUACCGUGGUUGUGUGUGCUCUGGGCUGGUUCAUCAUCAUCGACUUUCCGACACAGGCCGGCAAGUUCCUGAAGCCGGCGGAGCAAGAGUUCGUCAUUGCCCGUAUCAAUCAAGAUCGCGGCGAUGCCGAGGAGGACCACAUUAAUCUGGCCAAGAUUCUGCAUCACCUCAAGGACUGGAGGCUGUACUUUUGGGCGUUCAAUCUCAUGGCUUCGACACUUCCUGGAUACGCUUACUCCUACUUUCUCCCAAUUAUUCUUCGUAAUGGCAUGGGCUUCAGCAGCACCCAGGCGCAACUUCUUUCUGCGCCUCCCUACGUUCUAGCAGCGAUCGUGGCCUACAUCUCCGGCUAUCUUGGAGACAAGUACAAGAUUCGAGGGCCAAUCAUUGCAGUCCAUCAAGCUUUAACUGCUGUUGGCAUGUUGAUCACCGUAUACGGCAAAGCUAAUGGUGCUCGCUACUUUGGAGCUUUCCUUGGUAUUGGGUUUCUUCAGUUUUGCGUCCCUGGCGUGCUUACCUUCCAAGCAAACAACAUUACUUCACACUCAAAGCGCGCAGUCUCAAGCGCAACAUGUCUCAUUGGAGGCGGCCUGGGUGGCAUUAUCGCAAGCACAGCUUUCAUGUCCAAAGAAAGUCCUCACUACACUACCGGCAUUUGGACAACUUUCGCGAUCUCUAUGGUGAGCAUUACAAUGAUCAUCAUUAUGGAUGUCUACUUGUGGCGCUGCAAUAAAGCAGCAAAAGCAGGGCACCGCAGGAAUGAGGGCAUGGAAGGCUGGCUGUAUACGCUGUAA
Molecule: messenger RNA, 1488 nt
Organism: Colletotrichum abscissum
Lineage: Eukaryota; Fungi; Ascomycota; Sordariomycetes; Glomerellales; Glomerellaceae
Exons: 8
Coding region: 1-1488 (495 amino acids)
Biological process (GO): transmembrane transport
Cellular component (GO): membrane
Molecular function (GO): transmembrane transporter activity
Source: RefSeq, a predicted model, not a curated record